Heterobasidion irregulare TC 32-1 is the source of this 594-nucleotide messenger RNA. RefSeq lists its product as uncharacterized. The record is from RefSeq and is a predicted model, not a curated record. Bases 1 to 594 code for a protein of 197 amino acids. The transcript has 2 exons. NCBI's taxonomy places the organism in Eukaryota, Fungi, Basidiomycota, Agaricomycetes, Russulales, Bondarzewiaceae.
AUGGCUCCAUCUCUGUCUGCUUUCAUUUCUACCUCUGAACGCCCUACCCUCCCUCCGCUGCACUCUCUCGAUCUCCCCAUGCCUGACGUCAGCAAGAAGAUGUUGCAGCCUCCCAUUCACGAACUGAACAACCCCCAUGAAUAUUAUAAUACUCUGCGGCUCGCCGCCCCCCAACCAUCGCGCGCUCGGCGACCCUCUAUUUCGUCCAGCGUAUCUUCUCGCAUGUCUUCUACCUCCCCCGCACCAUCCGACUCAACCGCACCCACAUCUCCAUCUCCAUCUCCCCCACCCCCUUCAUUCCCCAAAGUCCGCCUCGUUCUCACCGACUCAUGGGAACACGCUGACGCUGCGCUCCUGUUCCCUCCUCCCGAUGCCCCCUAUGUUCCGACACUGCAGGCCAUCACGUCUGGCGUGCACACACCAAAUCGCACAAACGGACCCCUGCUCCUCGUCGGGCGCGCGUUAGACUAUGUACGCGGCCCGCAGCGAUGCCUUGCGAAGGGUGCGCGCGCGCACCCCUAUCGGCUUGUGCGAUCCGACUCGCCCUCACGCCGACCGUCGACUUUUUCGCGAACAUCCUCAUUAUCAUCAUGA